CCGGUCUGUGAAGAAAGAGGAUGCAGGUGAAUACUAUUGCCAGGCCAGGAAUGAGGCAGGAUGGUCAAAAUGCAGUCCUCAGACCAUGGAAGUUUAUGAUCUGGACAUUGUGGGCAUAUUCCUGAAGGUGUUAGGCGGAGUGGCAGCAUUUAUAUUAGUCAUUGUGGGGAUCUGUCAGAUUCAAAAAAGUGGCUACUGUUCCUGCAAGGAUCAUAGGGAAACCAAUUACAAAGUACCCCAACAUGACAAUAGGAUGGACUAUGCCAGUCCAGAUGAGGGACAUUUCCGCCACAAGUCCUCCUUUGUCAUAUAAAAUCAAAGAAGAGGAGACGAGCGCUUCAAUCGUGUGAAUGCCUUGUGAGCUGACUUUUGAACUGUCAAAUUGUGCUUUUUACGCUGAGGUGCAUCUUGAGCUUCAUGGCUUGCCAAAGUUAUAACAAAAACGAAUGCUACUGUGUCGAACAGGGAAUUUUUACUCCCCUUAUUUUGAUUUUAACAGACAGUAAUCAAACACAGGUUUACUUAAAACUCCACUGUUUAUAUGUAAAAAUUACAUUCAAUUGAACAAUACUCAGAUUUAUAGCUAUUACAUGCAUCUUGUAAAGUAAAAAAUUAUUGUUUCAGCAAAUCAAAAAGGAUUGAACUUAAUAAGUAACAUAAAAGAUGAGUUUAAGUCUUUCCAAAUAAUUGUGAAUUUCUGAAUGUCAGUUGCAGACUUCAAAUUGUAGCAAGGCUGAAAUUGCAUCCAGGUGCUGCUGUAUUUUUGCCCAAAAGUAGUCAACACAUAAUACCAGUGCAAGAACUUACAUGUCUUCAAGGCAAAUAUUACAUUUCCCACUGGAAAUAUAGUGUGUGUGACUAUGUGAAGAAUCCUGUCAGUGUAAAUGUGUACAAUACCAUGCCAAGACUGUUUUAUCUGGGUCACUUUUGACAAGAGGAUUUUAUGUGUUAGUGUUUCAGCAGUGGUUAUUUAGUUCAUGAACUAUACAUUUGUAGCAUUUUAGUUUGAGAUUUAAUCAAACACCUCCGUAAAGUCAGUCGACUUGGUUGUGCAAGAUGAUUCAUUUACUUUUUUGAAAUAUUCCUCUAGAUACAGAUUACGCACUUGUGGUUUUUUUCAGAGUGCCAUUUCUGUGUUUAAGUGACCUUCAAUGCUUUAUAAUUGUUUUAUACGUUUUGGACAUAUUGUCCAGGUUUUAUGACUCAGUGUUAUUGUUUUAAUCUAUUUAUAAGAUCUACGUAUAUUGUAGUUCACUCCAGAGUAGUAGUUAGAUAGACCGUGGGCCGUGUCACAAGAAUAAAACUGAUUAUGUGGAAGCAAUCAACAUAGUCUAUCCUUUCAUUUUGUUUUUAAAACAUGUAGCUAUAUAUGUAAUUGGACCAUCAAAUUUACUUUGUUUUUAAAUAAAUGCAGUGGAACGGAGGUAUUAUCUUGAAAUUUGAAAACAAGAACAAGAAAUAAACUCAUAAGUUUCUUUUAGCUUCUUUUUUAAUAAUUUGACAAUAUAUUAGUCAUGCCUCAUUGCAUGUCCCACUGUCUAAAAACAGUAUGACAGAAAAACAAAUGAACAAGAGAGCCUGGGUUCCAUCAUUGUACUAUAUAUGUCAUACAACUGAACUUAAUAAAAUAAUCUAAUUUCAUGAAUUGGGCAAAUCUAAUGGAUAUGCCUAAGCAAAUUGACAGAACAGAACAAAAUAGAACAGACAGGGGCCAGUAUAUUCCAAUAUGUAAACAAAUAUAAAGAAAGUAUCUCUAAUCGAAUUAUUCAAAGUGUUUGUUGGCAAACCAUUUUAUUGUACAUUUUUAUUUAAGGCUCAAUGUUAUACAGUUUUUACCUUUUCAUACUAUUGAGUGCCAGGCAAUGGGUAGACAGAAUCUAAUAAGUGUAGUUAAAGGGAUAGUUCACC
Molecule: messenger RNA, 1908 nt
Organism: Sinocyclocheilus grahami
Lineage: Eukaryota; Metazoa; Chordata; Actinopteri; Cypriniformes; Cyprinidae
Product: junctional adhesion molecule C-like
Exons: 4
Coding region: 86-313 (75 amino acids)
Biological process (GO): cell-cell adhesion; cell migration
Cellular component (GO): cell-cell contact zone; protein complex involved in cell adhesion; plasma membrane
Molecular function (GO): protein homodimerization activity; cell-cell adhesion mediator activity; integrin binding
Source: RefSeq, a predicted model, not a curated record